AUGAAUAAUAAAAAUACCAAUUUCAGACAUGUUCAACCCCAUUCUUUUCUAGAAUCUUCCCCGUUGAGUGAAGAAGAAGAUGAAGAAAAUAUACUGAAAGAAGCUACAACUAAGGAAACAUCGAUAAAUAUGGAUGGAAAAGUCAUAGAAAAUUUGAAAAUUACAUUCCCGCCGAAUAUCAAUAUGGACGAGUUACUACCAAAACCGAAAAUGGCUGGUGUUUCUUCAAAACCACCAAAUAGCUUUAUUAUAUAUCGUAAAGCUUUUGUUAAAGAGUUAAAUGCUCAAGGUCAUUAUUUUGAAAUGAAGAAAAUUUCUUCUCUUGUUUCUGCAAAAUGGAAGAGCGAACCUAAUUAUGUAAAGGAAGAAUAUCGAAGGAUUGCAAAGGAACUCGCAGCUCUCGUGCCUCCUGUGAAUAGCCAAAUUCAGAAAUCUAAAAAAUAUAAUUGGGUUGCUAUAUCAACUAAACAAGAAUUUGCGCGGG
Messenger RNA from Ambispora leptoticha, 484 nucleotides. Lineage: Eukaryota; Fungi; Glomeromycota; Glomeromycetes; Archaeosporales; Ambisporaceae. The record is from the annotation of a GenBank genome assembly.